Messenger RNA from Paraglomus brasilianum, 1092 nucleotides. The record is from the annotation of a GenBank genome assembly. Lineage: Eukaryota; Fungi; Glomeromycota; Glomeromycetes; Paraglomerales; Paraglomeraceae.
AUGACUGAUAAUGUUCAAAACACGUCUACUGUUCGGUUACAGAUCGAUGUUGCCAAGCUAGAGCGGUAUUUGAGGUCUAAACAAAUUGAUAAAUUCAAGCUACCAAUUGAGGUGGAGCAAUUUACCUAUGGACAGAGUAAUCCUACAUACCUCUUGAUCGAUUCUGAUAAGAGGCGUUAUGUGUUGAGGAAGAAGCCUCCGGGAACAUUGUUAUCAUCUACCGCACAUGCUGUCGAGAGAGAAUUCAAAGUAUUAGACGCAUUAGGAAAACACACAGAUGUACCUGUGCCAAAAGCAUAUGUACUUUGUGAAGACAAGGAAGUAAUUGGAACAUCAUUCUAUAUUAUGGAAUUUAUUGAAGGUCGUAUAUUUCAAGACAUUCGUUUGUUGUCUCUGCCUCGUGAAGAAAGAAAACAGUGCUGGUAUUCUGUCAUAGAAACUCUUGCAAAGCUGCAUUCGGUCGAUUACAAAACAAUAGGUCUUGCAGAUUAUGGCAAGCAAUCAAACUUUUAUAGACGACAGAUACGCUCUCUACAAAAAGUCUUGGCUGCUCAAGCACUCGCAGAAGAUGAGAAUGGAAACAAAGUUGGUGAAGUUUUCAGAUUGAAUGAUAUGAUUGCUUGGUUCAAGAGAAAUGAGAUUCCCGAUGAAACUACGAUUGUGCACGGCGAUUUCAAGGUAUUUCAUCCAACUGAGCCACGUGUAAUCGGCAUACUCGACUGGGAACUGUCCACUAUUGGCCAUCCUCUCUCUGACCUGGCCAAUUUGCUUAAUCCUUUCUAUCUCCCUACGAUUAACCAUAUUACGGGACUCAGAGACGUCAUUGAUCUUCCAAUACCCGCAGUGGAUGAGCUCAUCCAUUAUUACUGUCUUCAGGUUAAUCGGCCAUACCCAAUUCCCAGAUUUGAAUUUGCAAUAGUGUUUUCGUUCUUCAGGUUGAUAGUUAUUAUACACGGAAUAGCUGCUCGUGUGGCCAGGAAACAAGCAAGUUCAGCCAAAGCAUUACAGUAUGCAAAAUUGCUUAAUCCUAUGAUACACGCAACAUUCGAUAUCAUUGACAAAGGCGAUCUAAACGGCCAAAGCAAAUUAUGA